This is a messenger RNA of Rotaria sp. Silwood1, 3672 nucleotides long. The record is from the annotation of a GenBank genome assembly. Lineage: Eukaryota; Metazoa; Rotifera; Eurotatoria; Philodinida; Philodinidae.
AUGGAUGCAAAUAUCUUUCCCAAUCGUCAACCAGUUCAAUCUCCUGUUUCUACUUCACGUGCUGGUUCAUCAGCGUCAUCUGCCCGUCGUACAUUAUCAUCCAAUGAAGAUGAAGAUGGUUUUACUACAGUAAAGUCUAAGAAAAAGAAAAACCGAAACGAAAGUUUUGAUCAAUCCUCUCCUUCACGUCAGGUUAUUACAACUUCUUUAUCCCCUACGAAUAUGUCUAAUGAUCAAGUUAUUACUCAAUCAACGAAUAUUGUUCAACAUCCCUUGGCUAUGCAACCUGUUCCAGUAACAAAUGAAUCUACAAGAUAUGCUUUAACUCCCUUUCAAGUACUUGUUUGUUCGAAAUGUUCAGGUAUUGGACACUUUCGUAAUCAAUGUACACAAAUUCAAACUACGUGUAAAAUUUGUUGUGAUCUGAUCGACAACCCCAAUCAACAUACAUGUUCAAACAUAAUUAAAUGUGCUCACUGUGGUAACAACCACAAAUCUACAUCAUCAACUUGUCCGGUGAUCAAAGCUUAUCGAGCGGACCUCACACGAAAAAUUCUUCAUCCUGUUCCUGCUCCAUCUGAUUCAAGUUUAAUAAAUAGUAAUACAAAUUUUAUUUCAAUUCUCAGGAAUCCUCAUCAACAAGCUUCGCAGCCUCCAACAAACAACAUUAUGAUGGAAAAACUUGAUGAUCUUAUUCAUAAACUGUCUGACGUGAAGGACCAUCUUUCAAGUUUAUCAUUGAAAUAUGAAAAAUUCGAGCAAUUUAUGAUUGAAAAAAAUCAAAGUGAUCAAACUCUUAAACUUAACCUCAACUCUUUAUCUCAAACAACUAAUGAUCUUAAACAUGAUGUUAUUUAUUAUAGGUCAAAAAUUGAUCGACAGGAAAAAAUUAUCUCCAAGUUAAUGGUUCCUAUGUUUACUGAUUUAUUUCAAGUUUUUAUUUCACAAAUGUCAGAUGUUCUUGAUGUUACUAUUUACACAAAUCUUAAACAAAAACUCGAACACUAUCUUAUCCAGAUGCAAAAGGCACGUGAAGGUGAAAAUCGUAAUGGUGGUGUAUUGAUAUUAGUCAGAGCAGAGUACCAGGUUAAACGUGUUGUAUGUGAUCUUCCUAAUGUUUGUGUACUUGAUUUUGUUGGUGAAGAUGAACUUCGUAUCUGUGGUGUUUAUGCCCCUGAUAGCAAAUCUUGGAAAUGGGAUAACUUGACAAUCUACUUAGCUAAAAAGACUGUUAUUUUUGGAGAUUUUAAUGUCGAUCUUAAUCAAGAUAGUACAAAAGCUGAAUCCUUAUUAAGUUGGGCUGAUAACCAGUUCUUAGCUCCUUUUACACCUGAUGCACCCACUUCCAUGAGAUCUAAUAGAGUAAUUGACUAUGCAUUAGCAUGUGGGAUCAGCAUUGAUAUUCAAAAUUUUAAUGGUAACACGACAAGUGAUCACAUCCCAAUCAUCUCUAUAAUCCCAUUAAAUAUUAAGAAACAAGGAGUGGGGGAAAAUGUGCAUUGGAAGGUCUUCUCUCUUUUCACUGAAUUUUCUUUUUCAUACUGGGAAGAAAAAAUGAAUAAGAUAUCUCUUGAUGUAACAUACAAUGAUUACAUUCGAUUCUUAUCUCUCCUUUCUUCUCGUUGUACGACUUAUUAUGACUUAAAGAAAUAUCGUCCUUCUAUUCCAGUUCAACUAAGAUCCUUCUUAUCUUAUAUUAGAGCACUCUCCUUUCGACAAUUUAGAACAAAAUGCCCCAUCUUGAAAAAGAAGGUUAACACUCUUAGAAGAAUUGCAAAAAAAGAAUUGAAAUCUUUUUUUCCACUCAACUUAAUAACACACUCAGUCUCCGUAAUACUUCUUACCCUGCAACUGUUUCGUUCUGGUACAAAUGUAAAAAAUAUCUGAAGCCUUCCUCUUCAUCUUUACAUGGUUUAAUUAAUGCAGCUGGACAAGUCGUCAAGGAUUCUAAUCAGAUGUGUGAAGUGGCGGCGGAUUAUUUCGAAGUAUUUUUCAAAAAGUCAUGUAUCGUGAGGCCUCAUCCUUAUACAGAUUUUCCUCCAAUAAGUAUUGAGCAUAGUGAUGAGCCUAUUCCUGAUGUAACAAUUGAUGAAUUAUUGAGUACUGUUCAUACAUCACGAAAAAAGAAAUCCCUUGAUGCUCAUGGCAUUUCUAAUUUCAUGUUUAAAUUUCUUGGUUCUAAUCAUUGGUCUUUUCUUUUACCCCUUUUCAAUCACUCUUUCAAAUCAGCUACUUUACCUGUAGCAUGGAAAGAUACCAGAGUAAUUUUAAUUGCGAAAAAAGAUUCUAUCUGUUCGUCCUCCUUAACUCGUCCUAUUUCCUUAAUUGAUUCCUUUCAAAAAAUAAGUGAAAGACUAUUUCUUACCCGCUUUCGUAAUGUUCUUGAACGUAAAGGUCUUCUUUCUGACUCUCAAUCAGGAUUUCGAGAACGUUUCCGACUACAGACUAGAGUUUUGUUAUUUUUGGAAGAUAUUUACAGUCUGAUGUCGAGCAGUGUUCCUAUUGCGUCCAUGUUUAUAGAUUUUAAAAGUGCUUUCGACCAAAUCUGGUUUUUAGGACGCAUUGGUAAACUGAAGAAAUUAGGCAUUCCUCUGUCGUACUGUAAUUGGAUCAAAUCAUGGUUAGUCAAUCGUAGAUGUUAUAUUGAGAUUAAUAAUAUGAAAUCGAGAUGGUUUGAUAUAGAGAAAGGUGGACCACAAGGCAGUGUACUCACACCUACAAUCUUCAUCACAUAUAAUUGUGAUAUGGACAUUUCUCUUCCUAAUAGUAUUAAUCACUUUUUUGCGGAUGAUCUUGUAGGUGUUAUUUCGGGUCAAAUGGGCUUAAGAUUUUCUGAACAGUGUCUUGACUUAGAGAAGCGUAUAAAAAAUUUUCUUGAGCAUCUCGAGUACUACUCCUUAUUAACUGACCAACCGAUUAACCUUGAUAAAUCAGUAGCGAUGUUUACUGCUAGAGCUAUUCAGAUUCCAAAAUUUAAUAUUAAUUUUGAUGAUAUUUCUCAAGCUAGUGUCAAAUGGGUUCAGGAAUAUAAAUACUUAGGUUAUAUCAUUUCUUCGAAAUUAGGUUGGGGAAAAUUGUUAAAAUGCACUAUGAAUAAAAUUAGAUAAAGAAUAUGUUUAAUUAGGUCGUUCAAAUUGUUUGGCUCUACUUCUCCAUUGCUUCGAAAAACUUUAUUCUUAUCAUUUAUUCUUCCUCUUUUUACUUGGAUUUAUCCUAUUUUUCCUUUACUAUCGAAAAAACAACAAGAUGAUCUUUCUCACUUCUAUUCUACAUGCCUUCGUCGCGUUCUAUUCUGCUUACAUUGGAAUGAAAAUCUCUUUGCGUUUGCUUUAGAUGAAAAAACUCUGGUUGAUAGAUGCGCUGUUGAUUGGAAUAAAUUUUUUAUUUCACUCUCAGAAUCAACUGAUGGUCUUCUUAUUCUUGAGAAAGCAAAUGGGUGUAUCCACCGGAAGUCGCCAGGACCACAUGGUGACCACGUCCAAAUCCUAUGAAACUUUCAGAGUUUCUAGAACUUUUUGCACUGAUCAUUUUGGUAAAAAAAAUUUAGAAUUAGAUCUUGUUUUUGCCAAGAUAUAUGUCAAAUACUAUCAGCACUUUUUCUAGUUUUUUGCAAAAACUAAUGUGACAUUUAACAGAAAAACCGAUGAAAGUGCACUAUUCUUCACUCAAAUU